CUUACCCCGCCGCGGAACGCAGGCCAAGUACUAGUACACAAAGAAAAGAGGACUGAUUGAGCGCGCACUGGUAGAAGAGAGUACAAGAGAGCUGCGGCACGCCGCCCGGUCAGGCGGCUCUCUACCCCUUCCUACAACCGAUUUGGGGCCCACCUUCCGAAUUAAUUAGAUAUAAGAUUUAGUUCACGUCCGUAAUUUACAUUUCAUUUCAUUUCAUUUCAGUUACAUUUAGAGAAUACAAACAGAAAGGCUCUAGAGUUUAGUCCAAAAAAAAUCAAAGCAGCGUUGAUUAGAGCAUCAGAGAGAGCCAUUGCUUUGCUUCGCUUCAGCCAUUUGAAGAUUUGACUUUGACUCUUAACUUGGAAACAAACAAAAAAUUGAAAAGGAAAAACAGGAGCGCACAGCAAAAGCAACGAGUAAGAUAAAAAGAAAAGAAAUAAUAAUAAUAAGUAAAUAAAAAUAUAAUACUGAUAAUAUUAUUAUAAUAAUAAUAGUAUAAAAAUUAUUAAAAUAAUAAAAGCUGAAAGAAGAAAAGUCCUAACUUUCCUCCCUCUUUCCUCCGCUCCUAAAACCUGAACAAGGACUGGAAGGAAAAACCACCCCCAAUAUAUAGAGACGCGCCUCUCACUUCUUCCUCUCAAUCAGUUCGCUCUUCACCCAUCAACGACUAAACCGAGAGACCUCUCUCUCUUUCUCUCCAUCAAUUCUCUUCGAUCUCUUCAAUUCAACAAGGAAAACACACAACCUUUCGGAGAAAGAAGCAGACUCUGGUUUCACCUAAAUCCUAUCCCAUCUCUCGACAGAAUAGAAUAUUAGGUAAGCGCAACCUGUCUUCUGGUUUUUUGUUUGUUUGUUACAGGAUGAUUUGUUGGUGGGGUUUCAGUUUUGAUUUGGUGAAAAAAGUUUGAAACUUUGGUUCUGGGUUUUGCUUGGAUUUGGGCUAUUUCUUCUUCGAAGACUCCUCAAGUCUUCGUUUGGGGGGUUUGGAUUUGACUUGCGGUGGUUUUAUAGCUCUCUUUGUUUCCCUGUUCCUUUUUGUGUUGUGAAGUUUGGUGGGGUUUCAAUUUUAGGUAGGAAUAAGCUGAGAUGUAAUAGAGUUGCGGAUUUGAGGGUUUGCUGAUUAAAAUUUCUAUCCCCGGCUCUGUUGAAUUGAAUUCUUCUUGUUCAGCUAUCAUUAGAACCUUCUGGACUUAGGGUUUUCUUUUCUUGUCCUACUACUGUUGAGUUGAGGUGUUCUGGUUAGACUUUUUGGCACGUCUGUUGUUGUGAAUUUGGUUUAACGCGGUGUCUGACAUAAGAUUGGUUGAAAAUUCCUUAUUGCAGGAUCUACUUAUGUGCAAAGGCUCCAAGACUGCUCUUUCGCCUUCCAACUCCAACAACAUGGAAGAGCCUUCGUUUAAGCAGAAAGGCAACACCUUGUCUAGGUGCUCAGUUCUGCUCGAGCUUGCUGCCUCUGACGAUCUAGUUUUCUUCAGAAAUGAAGUCGAAGGCAAAGGGCUGGAUGUUGAUGAGGCAAGCUACUGGUAUGUCAGAAGAAACGCCUCUCGGAAGAUGGGUUUUGAACUCAGAACCCCUCUCAUGAUUGCUUCCUUGUUCGGAAGCACAAGCGUGGUGAAAUACAUCGUUGCAACUGGGAAAGUCGAUGUCAACAGAGCUUGUGGCUCAGAUAAGGUCACCGCCUUGCACUGUGCUGUAGCUGGGGGCUCGAAUUCCUCGGUGGAGAUCGUCAAGGUGUUGCUUGAUGCUUCAGCUGAUGCUGAUUGUGUUGACCUUAAUGGAAACAAGCCGGCGGAUCUCUUCAUGCCUUCCUCCAAGUGCCCUUGCAACUCGAGGAGGAAGCUGAUCGAGUCAUUGCUCAAGGGUGAGAGCUUGAGUGAAGACGAGGAAGAGAAGAUUAUCAUAGCUGUUCCAGCUCAGCUAGCUAAAGAAGGAGCAAAUGAGAGGAAAGAGUAUCCUAUCGAUGUGUCUCUCCCUGAUAUCAACACCGGGGUAUAUGGUACCGAUGAGUUCAGGAUGUAUUCAUUCAAGGUCAAGCCCUGCUCGAGGGCAUAUUCCCAUGACUGGACCGAGUGCCCCUUUGUCCACCCUGGGGAGAACGCGAGGAGAAGGGACCCAAGGAAGUACCCUUACAGCUGUGUCCCUUGCCCUGAAUUCCGUAAGGGCUCGUGCCAGAAGGCUGAUUCCUGUGAGUAUGCUCAUGGUGUGUUCGAGUCGUGGCUGCAUCCUGCUCAGUAUAGGACAAGGCUUUGCAAGGACGAGACUGGUUGUGGGAGGAAAGUGUGUUUCUUUGCUCACAAGGUUGAGGAGCUGAGGCCGGUCCAUGCCUCCACAGGUUCAGCUAUGCUUUCUCCUCCUAGGUCGUCUGCUUCCGGAAUGGAGAUGGCUUCUUUGAGCCCGCUUUCUCUGGGUUCGAUGUCUAUGCCGAUGCCAACCGGCUCCACACCCCCCAUGUCACCUUUAGCAACGGCUUCUUCGUCUCCAAAGGCUGGGGGGUUGUGGCAGAACAAGAUCAAUUUCACCCCACCUGCGUUGCAGCUUCCAGGAAGCAGGCUGAAGACUGCUAUGAGUGCCAGAGAUUUUGAUCUGGAGUUGGAGCUGCUCAGGUUCGAGAACAAGACCAACCAAUUGCAGCAGCAACAGUUGAUGGAAGAGAUUUCAGGGCUCUCCUCACCAACCUGCUGGAGAGACAUGAACCCUACUAACCUCGACGAUGCAUUCGGAUCGCUCGACCCUUCUCGGAUGCAUUCGCCAACCGGUCUUCAAAUGCGCCAGAACGUGAACCAACUCCGUUCCAGUUACCCUUCCAACAUGUCAUCGUCUCCUCAAUCGGUGAGGAAGAUGGGGUCAUAUGGAGGGUUCGAUUCUUCCGCUGCAGUGGCUGCUGCUGUGAUGAACUCUAGGUCCUCAGCUUUUACAAAAAGGAGCCAGAGUUUCAUCGACCGUGGUGCAGUAGCCAACAACCGCCAUGGUUUCUCCGGACCAGCAGCCAACUCGGUUUCGAUGAUGUCAUCCCCCAACCAUCUCUCCGAUUGGGGCUCACCUGAUGGGAAGCUCGACUGGGGAAUGCAAGGAGAUGAGCUGAACAAGCUCAAGAGGUCUGCUUCUUUCGGGUUCAGAGGCAGCAACAACAACAACAACAGUCCCACAACCAGGCCUGCAAGUUUGGCGAUGUCGAGCAAUGGCGAGCCUGAUGUGUCAUGGGUUAACUCAUUGGUUAAGGAGGUUCCAUCCGGCAUCGAUGGAGGUGUUCGUGAGAAUCGUCUCAGCCACGGGAGUGGCGGCGUUCGUGAGUCAUCCAUUCCACCAUGGAUGGAGCAGAUGUAUAUAGAGCAGGAGCAGAUGGUGGCAUAAGCUCAAGUCGGGGUAAGAGUGGGAGAAACCUCCCUUUGAUGUUCCUGAGGAUGAAGAUGGUGAUGAUGAUCAACCUGACAGUUGUUUUCUUCUUUUUAUUAUUAGAUUCAUCUCGCAAUUGUUGUUAGUAAUCUCUUAUUUACUAAUUGUGUUCGCAUUCUCUGAGCAAAAGUGAGGAGGCACAGAAAAAAAGGGAAAACUAGGAUCAAACUCGUAGGUGCAAAGAUAAGGUGAUUAUAUUCUUUAAUUAAAUUCAAUAUAUAUAUCUCUUCAUAUAUUUGUUAUUGUAUUAUCUCUGCUUGUACUCCUCUCUUCCUCUAUGUUUGAAGAUUGAGGGAGGGGGGAGAGAGAUAGAGUCUGUGUUGUUGUUCUUCCCCUGUAACCUCUUUGAUAAUAAUAAGGAAAAUGGUAGAGAAGGGCCAUUUCUGUUCUAUGUAUGUUCUUGUUUGUUGUUUCCUAGUUCCUACGUAUGACUCUAUCUCCCUGGCAAUAGUAGUACUCAUAAGAUGAGUUUGAUUUGGUCCAAAGUCUAAACCUGGCAUCGUUUUCGUCUUCUGUCUCUGUCGCAAGUCUUAUUUCUAGAUGAUGGUGAUCUCUUAGGAAGCCAACAGGCUUACUGCUUACAGCCUUACAGAUGACGGAUGGAAAAGGUUGCAAUUUUUGAAUCUCUCUGGCUACGGCUACCUUGAUGAUUAUAAAUAUAUAUAUAUAUAUAUAUGUUGAAGCUGGAAGUUUUUUGCUGGACUGUGGUGGCGCCAUGGCGCUGUGGUCUGCGCGCUGCGGCAGAGCCGCCAUGAGAAUAGGGGUGUGAUGACAAGCGCAAAGAGAAUAUGCACCAGAAUCACCUCUGUUUGUCAUGUAAGUUUGUAGCUGUGAACUUGUGGCGACGUCAUACCACCGUAUUAUCUGUUACCACGGUUUCAGUGGGUUUAAUGAUCUCUGAUUUGGAUUGCAUUUUCUAGGCUGGUGUAAUUGUUCUGGGUUAGUGGGUGGGUAGAAAGGGGAAGCAUUUUCGUUUCUCCACCAUGAAAUGAAUUGUCAAAAGGACAGAUGUCGUUAAGGUAAUGGAAUAAUUGGGCCGACCAUGACCUGGGGGGACGAUGGCCAUGCUUCCUCUUUUCUUUUUGGGGAUUGGGGGAUUUUGAUUAAUCAAACAAGGAGAAGAAAGGGAAACCAUAGAAAAUGAAAACAAAUUAUUAGUAAGGAGCUGCCUGCUUUCUUUCGUUCAUUCAUUCAUUCAAUAUCGUUGUCAUCAGCAGCAUUAUCGUUGGAGGACGCUCUCUUUAUCUCUCUCUCUCUCUCUCUCUCUCCGGCCAGCAGCGGCCAAGAAGUAGAAUCCACAAUGAGAAUUGACAGCUCCAGCCCAUUCCUCUGCUGCCUUUUUUCUCUCAUUCAUUCUGCAUUUUCUUUUCUCCGCUCCUUUCUUUUGAUUAGGCGUGCGCUGGCCUGGCCUGGCCUGCGUUUAGAGUUUAGAGUAUUAUUGUAUUAUUGGUUGGCACUUGGCCGGCCGCCUUAUCUUCAAUAAACCACCUCUCCGAUUGGCGUCUUCUUUCUUUUCCCCAUAUUUUCUUGCCUUUUGCUCCCCACAGCUCUCUCUCGCACAUAUUAUUCUAUUCUUUUACGUACGCGAAUGUUAGGAGCAACGAUAUUAUGGAACCAGUGGUCACUUGUUUCUGAGUUUAUAUUUUCUGGAAGAAUAAUGAUAUGAUGAAAUUAACUUCGCCACGCCAAGUGUCAUAUGGAGUUUUGCUCUAUUAUGAUAACGUCCUUUACUCCUACAGCUUAUCUGGAAUCAAUUCCAUAGAAAAAUAAGCUGAGAAUCAAGCUUCAUGUUUUUAUUAUUAUUAUAAAUAAUUGUUCUCCAGAACAAUUCCUAUAUCAUCGAACGAAGAGAAAUAAUUGAUUUUCUAGUGAGAGGAAGGUGGAUAUGGUUGUCAAGAUUGUAAUAAGUAAUAGUUAAUGAA
This is a messenger RNA of Linum trigynum, 5315 nucleotides long. Lineage: Eukaryota; Viridiplantae; Streptophyta; Magnoliopsida; Malpighiales; Linaceae. The record is from the annotation of a GenBank genome assembly.